Zerene cesonia (dogface butterfly) is the source of this 1092-nucleotide messenger RNA. It is a transcript of the gene Glo1, whose product is annotated as lactoylglutathione lyase. The transcript is spliced from 5 exons. Lineage: Eukaryota; Metazoa; Arthropoda; Insecta; Lepidoptera; Pieridae. The coding region runs from base 48 to 692 and encodes 214 amino acids. Gene Ontology annotation, molecular function: metal ion binding; lactoylglutathione lyase activity. The record is from RefSeq and is a predicted model, not a curated record.
CAAUUUUUGGAAUCCGAUGUCUAAUUUCAGCAAAUAAAAAAAUUAAAAUGUCAUUAUUGUUAUCACUCCGUCGGGCCGGUUACUCAACCGUUAAUAAAUUCAGUCGUUUUCUCUUGAUUGAACGAAAUCGGAAUUCUAGAUUUAUAGAACUAAACAGAACGAUGGCGAGUCAAGGAAUAUCUCCGCAAGAAAUUGAAUCACUAUGCAAAACACCCAGUCCCUCAACUAAGGACUUUCUGUUCCAACAAACAAUGUACCGCAUAAAGGAUCCGCGGAAAUCGAUUCCGUUCUACACCGGAGUUCUCGGAAUGACGCUGCUCAAGCAAUUGCACUUUCCCGAGAUGAAAUUCUCGCUGUUCUUCAUGGGUUACGAGAAUCCCAAUGAAAUACCGGCUGACGAUAGGGAGAGAACCGUGUGGGCUAUGUCCAGGAAGGCUACAUUGGAGUUGACAUAUAAUUGGGGCAGCGAGAGCGAUGACUCCAGCUAUCAUAAUGGAAACUCAGACCCGCGGGGCUUCGGCCACAUCGGGAUUCUGGUGCCUGAUGUUGAUGAGGCUUGUGCAAGAUUUGAAGAACAAGGUGUUAAGUUUAUAAAGAAGCCGCAAGAUGGGAAAAUGAAGGGUCUGGCCUUCAUUCAGGAUCCUGAUGGUUACUGGAUCGAAAUAUUCAACAAUAAAUGCGUCGCUCAGUAAUUUUUUGUCUGUAUGUAUGCGUGUAGUUAGGGAACGGCAAAAUGACUGUUUAUCUAUCUUUAUCACUACAUAGUAGAAAACAAAGGCAUUUUCUACCCUUUACGUGUCUGUAUGCUUAGAUCUUUGAAAUUACGCAACAAUUUUUGACGGUUUUUUUUUUAAUAGAUACAGCGGUUCAAGAGGUUUAUAUGUAUAAUAACAUCCAUUAACCUACUCUGAAUUUAACACGUGGGAAGCCGCGGGCAAAAGCUAGUAUAAAAUAUAUUAUAUGUACAUAUAUUCAAAAUUAUAAGAAAAAAGCAUAUGUAUCGGAUGUAAUUAUUAUCAAAUAAUAAUUCAUGUGGAAAGAAAGGUGUGUCUUAUGAGCAAUAUUUAUUAAUUACUGUUGAAAAUCAUAACU